This is a messenger RNA of Centrocercus urophasianus (Greater sage-grouse), 3506 nucleotides long. It is a transcript of the gene PARM1, whose product is annotated as prostate androgen-regulated mucin-like protein 1. The coding region runs from base 1 to 1287 and encodes 428 amino acids. The transcript is spliced from 6 exons. Lineage: Eukaryota; Metazoa; Chordata; Aves; Galliformes; Phasianidae. The record is from RefSeq and is a predicted model, not a curated record. Gene Ontology annotation, cellular component: plasma membrane; early endosome; Golgi apparatus.
AUGACGGGCUGGAAAGAAAGCGGUGACCUCACGCCGCGGGAUGGCGGCUGUGAACGCGGCUCUGGCAGCCGCCCCGCUUGGCCGCCCGCCUGGGCUCCGCUCCCGCACACGCCCGGCUGGUGGGCGGUCCUGGCGGCCCGCGUGUGCCUCGUCCUGGGUCCCUCUGAACGGGCCGUGUGGGCCCCCGGGCAGCAGGGGUGCAUCGGCUCUCGGAUAUCUGACCGAGCCUCGUGUACGCCACCCGAGCCAGGGCGAUGCCGCAAGUGGGGGGAGCAGUGGCUGCGCGAUGCCGGUGCCAGCAGGUGCCGCUGCGCUCCCGGUGCCGCUGCGGGCUGCGAGCGGGGCGGGGAGCGGGGCGGGCGAUGCCUCCCCCCGCCUCCUCCCUCCAUCUCUGCCUCCCUCCCUCCGUCCUCGGCCGCUCGCGCCGCCGGGACCAUGGGCUGCUGCUGCCGCCUUCUCCUCGCCCUCCUCCUCCUCCUGCCCGCAGGACUCGGUGAUGACCCCAUAGCAUCCCUCACCCCCUUUCCAGUGGUGGGGACAUCAGCAGGGCCAGGCUCAGGGGGCACAUCUGUCCCCACAGCAGCUCCCCACCAGUCUACACCUCUGACAGCUGCGGGACCCACCAGUAACGGAGUGUCCCCCGAGGUGGGUGGCCGCAAUGGGAGCACCACGGCCAUGCUGUCCCCUGCCUCCACCCCCACAAACACUGUCACUGCAGCAGACAGCCCAUCAGUGGCCCCCAGUUCAGUGCCACCAACCUUGGAGACAGUUCUGAGUCCUUGGACAGCACAUUCCAGCAUGGCGAGAGGCACGACAGAUUCGGGGACAAAUCCAAGCCCUGUGGGCACGCCUGCAUCCUUCUCUUCUUCCUCCCCUCACAGCAGCACCCUGCACUCAUCCCCUGGGACAGCACUGCUCUCACCACCCAUCCCCACCCAGCCACCGGCACUGAUGAAGGACGUCCCUUCCCCAGGGAUGCUGGCUAUGGCAUCAAGCCUGGCCAUGGAGCCAACAUCCCCCUCAGUGACUGUGGCCAGCCCCACCAAGGGCAUGGCUGAAGAAGGCAAAAGUACUCCCUCCACUGGUGUCACCAUAGAAGAGGUUCCACAUGCCUUGAGUGCAGGCAGCAUCGUGGCCAUAACCGUGACGGUCAUCGUGGUGGUCGUGCUGGUCUUUGGGGCGGCGGCGUACCUCAAGAUCAGGCACUCCUCCUAUGGAAGGCUGCUGGACGACCACGACUAUGGCUCCUGGGGGAACUACAACAACCCCCUCUACGACGACUCCUAGCAGGAGAAGAUCCUUAUUUAUCAGCGCUCCCCCAGCACGCACCUGCUGCUUGUCCUCGCCACGCAUGCUGGGCUGCAGCCUGGAGGCCAAGCUGCCGCCAUGAGCAGCACACCGCAGCAGGCCCCGCAGGAGGCGGCUGGCUGCAGGGCAGGUGCACAGCGCCCACAAUAAACCGGAGUGCUGGCGCUUUGUGUGGGAAGCUCUCUGAUAACAUGGGGUGGGUGCUGCUUCGGAAGUGGAGGGGGACCUGGGGCAGGUCUGCCCCUUUGCUGCUAGCCCAAUAAACCCAAAUUCCCUUUGGGAGGGCUGCGGGAGGCAAAGGCAGAAGACAGCAGCCCUGCGUUAUCCCCGGAAAGAACACAGAGCGUCCCAUUGCUUUACGUGUCCCUCCCUCCAAGAUCACCUCCCUGCACUGUCCCACUGCAAAAGCCUAUGCCUUCCCUCGCCUGUGGUAGCUCGCCAUGGGCAAUUACACAACUGCUUACUCUCCUGCUGUUUCCUUUUGCGUGUUUAUGCAGAGAAGCAUGUCAUUUCACUUUUCCUCCUUUCUUUUUUCCUCCAACGCAGCGUGGGAGCCUGCAGGAAAGGCGCCUUUCCCACCUGCACUUCUGGGAUAAGGAACACCCCACUGCUGCACCCAUAGUUUGCUCUGCAGCACUAUUUUUCAUCCUUCAAACAGUUGUCCUCUAAAAUACACUGAAGCCAUUUUUAUCCCCAGUUUAUGCAGACAGUUAAUUGCACACAUGCACACACCAAAAAGGAAAAAAAGGGGGCUGGGUUGUUUAUGGUUGGUUUCAUCUUUAAAUGCUGCAGUGUAUACUACAGGCUUCUACAAGAGCAGGUGGGCUGGCAGCACUGUGUUCAAACCCCUCACUUUUUGGGGACCAGCAACACAAAGCUGUCCAUUCAGGGGACAGCUGAGAUGGGCAAGACCAGAUUUCUCUUCUGGCUCCUUGGCAGAACAAGCCCCAUGUAUGUGCACAGGUCUGCAGCUCCAGCCUUCCUCUGGGCAUGAUGCUUGAGCACCUGGCUGAACACUGGAACAGGGGCUUAUUUUGGGAAGAGGGUUGUCACCCCCCACAACAGAGUCUCCACAGCACCUUCGCAUCCCCACACUGGUGAGCUCAUGGAGAAAACUUCAUCAGCUUUCAGGAGCCUUCAUCAGGCACCUCAACGUGGAGGCCUCUCACCUGGGCUUGGUGGCAGAGAUGCUGCCCUCCACUGAAGAUGAGCUGUGGGUACCAAGCAGCUCCUCAUUCUUUUUUAAGGCGGAUGGGUUAGAAACAGCAAAUAAAGCAGAGAACAUCACUAAAGUGCUGCAGAGCCCUGAGGUUUGUCUUUAUCUGAGAUAUCUCAUGCACUUGGAGUCCUCUUCACCUGUGCUGAAGGGCACAGCAGAUUUGGAGCAGGUAUGACAGCAGGCAAGAAAACUUGCCAAGGCACUGGGAAUGAUCAAGGGAAAAUGGCCAUAAUUAAGAACACAACCUGUGCAGAGAGGGCAGUGUUCAUUCACUUCCUUUUCUAACAUCAGCUAGAAAAUGGGUCCACAACAAGGUCACAGUCCCUUGGUGAAGCAUGUUGGCUCUGGGAGAAAGCAGAUGAGUUUACAAGAGAAAAACUUGCUGAUAACUACACCUUCAAAUCCAUCCAGCUGAGGAAAGCCAAACUUUUGGCAUACAUAGGGCAAGUUUUAUGAUAGGGUUUCUCCUUUCUUGUAUUUUUUUUUAUUUUCUAGUAUUUUAUGUUUGCUUCAAUAUUUGUUUCAGUAGGUCCCAGGACACCCUCUGUUCUGGGCUUAUAUUUAGGGGCUCAAAUACUUCCUAGCAGGUGCACCCCAGGAGGGAGUGUUCUUCUCCAUGAGCAAUACAGGGCAGAACCUGUGCAAAUCCAAAAUGUCACCCUGCCUGCACCUGGGAUGCUGAGGCUCCCCACUACUUAAUAACAGAGUCCACUUCUUUUUCCCCAGAUGGCCCUGAUUCUCAGCUGUCUGCUUCAGUGAGGCUGGGGAAAGAAGGGGAGAGAAUGCAGAGGUGGGAACUGCCAGCUCUAGCAAUACGGGGGAGGAGCAAUUCUCCCACAGUGGCUGCCUUCUGCUUCAGUUCCAACAGAUGCAGCCCCAUUGAUGCUUGUCUGUCCCCAAAUCAGGACUUCAGUGCUCUGAGAAUGGCCAUCAUGCCUACAUUUUGCUCAGAUUAUUAUUAAAAGUGUGAUGUGCUGUA